Molecule: messenger RNA, 779 nt
Organism: Limulus polyphemus (Atlantic horseshoe crab)
Lineage: Eukaryota; Metazoa; Arthropoda; Merostomata; Xiphosura; Limulidae
Product: cuticle protein 14-like
Exons: 3
Coding region: 102-608 (168 amino acids)
Cellular component (GO): chitin-based extracellular matrix
Molecular function (GO): structural constituent of chitin-based larval cuticle
Source: RefSeq, a predicted model, not a curated record
UUUCUUCUACAACAGGUGUGUCCGGCUAUAUAAAGAGAACUGAAUUCUAUGAUAAACAAAAUUCCUCACGAAGCACGGAACUUUUUACUACCAACAAUAACAUGAAAUUGCUGAUCCUAUUCGCUUUGGCGGUCUCUAGCCAGGCUACUUUCUUCACAUUCCCAUACUAUUACCACCCUUACUAUUACCAUGGACUAGGUACUAGCAUUCAACAUCGUUCUCAAGAUUCCCUGGGUAAUUACAACUUCGGUUACGAUGAGGAUCACUUAACUGGGGGCAGUUUUCGCAGGGAAUCUGGUGACGGCCUCAGCAACGUCAAGAUUGGUUCUUAUGGUCUGAAGGACGCUGAUGGUUCUAUUCGUAUCGUCGAUUACGUCGCUGAUUCUAAUGGUUUCCGCGCUAAAAUCAGAACCUCUGGUGAUGUUCCUGAAAAGAACCCUGCUGACGUUGAAAUCAGCAAGGCUGAUGUUGUUGAGGUCAAGCCUGUUGAGGUAAAGCCCGCUAUCCAGUACAUCACACCUUAUUUCUAUAACUGGGCUUCUCCUUACUACGGUUGGACUUAUCCUUUCUACAACUGGGCCCAUCCUUACUACUCCCAUUAUUGGUAGUAAAAGCAGGAUACCUUUCUUAUCGUUAGAACCUUUUUUUGUUUGCCUUUAGCAUAAGGGUAAAAUUAGAAUCAUAUUUUUAUCUGUACAAAUGUGUCUAAUAGCGUCCAGAUAGCAUAUUAACCCAUGUGAGUACUCUGGCUUUAAAUAAAUUGUAUACAUAAUAAUCAA